GUAUAUCAGCACCCCCUUCCACUUUUUUGCUAGAGGUCUGCGAGCAACCUUGGGAUUGGGAUUGGGAUUGCAGCUGGAAUUGAAGCAAAGGCGAUGGAGGGCCACCGCAAGAUCGAGCUCCAAGCGCCCGAGGACCUCGCGUACCUGCUGGCCAACGUGCGACGCGCCGCGGCCGCGCGCCUGGACGAGGCUUUCCCGCCCGUGGACGGCGCGAACGCCGGCGGAGAGGGCGACGAGCUGCGGACGAGGAUCGAGGAGCUCGUUAACGAGUACAUAACCAAAACCUUCGAGCUCGCCUCCCCGAACCUGAGCAUCAAUGGCAUGCCCGUCAACGCAUCGCACUUCCUCUCGGGCUCGGGUGACGGCUCCGCCGCCGCUCUCCGGCCGGAGGAAGUCUUCGAGCCCUUCGACGCCCGCAAGCGCGCGCGCGUCGAGGAGCUCAGCCGCGAGGAGGAGGACCUGCUCCGCGACAUCGCCGCGCUGAAGAAAUCCGUCCCCGGCGCCGCGGCACAGGCCUGGGCCGACGCCGCGCGGAAGUCCGUCGCCGACGACGAGCACGCCUUGGCCGCAGCUAACGAGCGCGCCUCUGCCUCUGCCCCUCCCACUGCUUCCGCGGACGGUGGUGAUGAUGGUGGUAUUAGUGGUAGUGGUAGUAGUAUUAGUAGUGGUAGUAAGCUGUUCGAGGAGGUGCGGAAGCCCCUCGAACGCCAGGACGAGGUCGAGGGCAGCUACGAGGACGCGGUGGCGGGGCUGGCCAAGCUGAAGCGCGAGAUGCCGUCCGUCGUGGCUAGGAUGGAGAGGGCGAGGAGCGCGGGGGAGUACGUUGUCACGGAGCGGUGAGCGGUGAGUGGCUGUGGGGGCCUUUUUUCGUCUGUGCGGCGCCAGUGUAAAGAAAAAAAAGGGGGA
Molecule: messenger RNA, 906 nt
Organism: Annulohypoxylon truncatum
Lineage: Eukaryota; Fungi; Ascomycota; Sordariomycetes; Xylariales; Hypoxylaceae
Exons: 2
Coding region: 94-840 (248 amino acids)
Biological process (GO): mitotic sister chromatid segregation
Cellular component (GO): MIS12/MIND type complex; kinetochore
Source: RefSeq, a predicted model, not a curated record